Messenger RNA from Schizophyllum commune H4-8, 1854 nucleotides. RefSeq lists its product as uncharacterized. The record is from RefSeq and is a predicted model, not a curated record. NCBI's taxonomy places the organism in Eukaryota, Fungi, Basidiomycota, Agaricomycetes, Agaricales, Schizophyllaceae. The coding region runs from base 100 to 1437 and encodes 445 amino acids. The transcript is spliced from 10 exons.
UGCUUGUUGACCGAUGACUCUGACGACGGCCAAGUACUGAUUAACACUUAUCGCUCGCAUCGCCCGAACACAUAAUCCCCACACCACCAGCCCCUCGCCAUGCUUCUGUCGCCUGCGUCGGCGAGCACCAGUCUCCCUGGUAGCGGUGGCUCGUUCUGGGGAAAGUUCAAGCCGAAGGGAAAGGAUGAGAAGCCUCAGAUGGCGAUCGCCCGCCAGAGGCUGCUCACGCUGUGCUACGAUGAAAUGGAGACUAUCCGGAUGCUACCCAAUACCUUUGCUGAACUCGAGGCAGUCGCCCGCGACUGGACCAAGCCACCUCCAGAUGCGAUCUUCGGCAUGCGAGUUCCCGUAGAAUAUGCAUCGAUUCAUGCUGCGCGUCUCGUAUCCGGGCCUUACAUCUACCUCACAGGCGAGGACUCAUACCAGAUCGCCAUCUCCGGCGUACAAGGGAUACGAGUUGAGAUCGUCAGUGAUGCGCCACCCCCACCUGAGGAACCUCCCCCGCCCCCCGUCAUCGAAAUGCCCGGCACCUUCAACCUUGAACUCGCCCCCAACCUCACCGUCGCCCUCGACACCACCAUCGCCUCCGCCGAAGACAUGGACAUGGCCCGCAUGGAGGACGGCACGAUGGUCGACGGCCAAUUCUACGGCAAGCUCGACAUCAUCCACAACGGCGACGUCCACAAGCUCGAGUUUUCGGGCACGCGCCUCGCGAACCCGGAUAUCAACCCAGAGAUCGUCUUCGACUCGCGCGCGCUGACGAAGCUGAGCGUCGCGACGCGGCCGACGGCGGCGAAGUGCCACCUGAGCAUUUUGGCGCCCGCGCAGCAGUACUGCGAUGUGAUCCUGACGUUUAGUACGCUGUGGAAGAUUGGGACGACGUGGCCGCCGGCGGAGAGGUUGGAGGAGGGGAAGAUCAAGUACUUUGUGCGCGUGCAUCCGGGAGGUGCGCUCGAGCACUUUGAGAGCGAGAUGGUGACGACGGCGUUGUAUUAUGAGGCAAUACCCGACCAGAGCAUGGUCGAUCCUAGCGACUUCAUCGCGCCAAGGAACGGCUUCGCCAUGUCCUUCCAGGACUUCAUCCCUCAUCUCAUGAACGUCCUUGACCAGCUUGGCAUGUCCAUCCAUGCACGAACGACGUUCAUCAACAACAACAUCAAUGCCUUCGCCGCUCACAAGAACAUCGCAUACCGCUUCCUCUCACCAACGAGAAUAGCAGCAGCCAUCGACAUCUCAGUGACCGCAGACAACUGCGUCUUCACGCGAUUAUUCCUCAUCUUCCGUGGCCUUACCGACGACGACAUGGGCCUCUUCGCCGGCGCCGGCGAGAAGGAGGCGAACGCGAUGAAUUGGCGACAGGUCGUAGGGUGGAGCGAGGAAUCCAAGGACUCAACGAUGUUCCGGGUGCUGGAGACGAGCGUGUUGGAGGUGUCGUAGUCGCUGACGUGUCAUUUCCUUCAUCGUCGUCUCUUCGUUACUCUAGAUCCCGCUCACCUUCUCACCUUCGUUACCCUCGUCGUGCUUCUUACCUUCGUCGUAGUCUAUACCUGGACGUCCUCGUUACCCUUCCUCUUCUGUCCUCUAACCCACCUCCGCCGUUCGUAUACACUCCCCGCUGCACCACCCCUCUGUAUUGAUUAGGUCUCUCUGCUGCUCCUCUCCUCCGCCUGUACGCCGAUCUAGUCCUGUGUACGCCCAUCUUUAUCCAUAUCCGUAUCCAUAUACUCCGAGUCAUGUUAUCCCCGCCUGCUUUUCUGCAUCCUUUAGCUAGUUUACUAUGUAGUGUAGGUUCCCUGCAGGCCCUUCAAUGAGCAUAGGUCUAACUACCUCAAGGCCAACAUGGCUACAAGGGAU